This is a messenger RNA of Lepisosteus oculatus (spotted gar), 6512 nucleotides long. RefSeq names its product Rho GTPase activating protein 20 (gene arhgap20). Lineage: Eukaryota; Metazoa; Chordata; Actinopteri; Semionotiformes; Lepisosteidae. Gene Ontology annotation, molecular function: GTPase activator activity. The record is from RefSeq and is a predicted model, not a curated record. Gene Ontology annotation, biological process: regulation of Rho protein signal transduction; signal transduction.
UUCGAGACGCUCCUGUUCUGAGGCUGAUCACGUCAUCCAGGUAACCCAGACCCCGAAACGCAGGUGACCAGUUUACCAUUCACAAGUGCACAGCAACCGCAAGACGAAUGUCCACAUCGUGCGCCCGGCCCCGGGCAGGCAGGCUGGAAAAUGGAUGAUAAUAAAUGCAUUUUCAAAAAUUAUCCGCAUUCCGUUUUUAGGAUCAACAGAGCAAAUCCGCGUUAGCUCUGUGACUGGUAUGUGACAAAGGUCACGAUGUCGAACUUGAAAACACGCUUUCUAGUCCGUUAUUUUUUUAACCUGAAACAGCCUCGCCUCCCGGGUCUUUCCAACACUUUCUCUCAGGCGAAACGCUCGAGUGAUCGUGACCGUCCCAUCGCUUCGAUGAAAAUAGUUCAGUUUUGCUGCGACCGCUAAGCAGCAUAGAGCCUAACAGCUACACUGCAGAUCUCACAGAUCAUUCAUUAAUAACGACACAUCUAUUUAUUUGAAUACGGCCCUUUCUGUUUCUAAUAACAUGCCACCGCUGACGUGCGUGAAUUGAAAUUCAAACUCCGACACAAACCUUUCCAUAAAUUUAGAUCUUCUCCUUGACGCAUUUAGGCGUUCACUGUGCCACUAUUUAUAUUUAUUUUAAAAAAAAACCCCGACAACAAACGGGUAAUAUGAUCGAAACAAGAAAUGUGAAGUAUAUUGCCACCUCGCUACUAUGGCUGAUUUAAACGAGAAAAUAAUCUCCGCAAACGGGGCUGUUGUUCUUCGUGCGCUUUAUAGGACGGCUCGUCAUCCUAAGGAAAUUCCUCACGAUUAACUCUGUUUCUUUUGGCCGGGGACAUGCCUUGGGCUCUUGGCCCGCGUAUUCUCUGAAGGCCGAACCCGAGGCGGUCUUGGGACCCAGCGGAGCGCCCCCUGGCGGCGAGCCUCGGCGCGACCAUGGCAAAGGCGAGACGCGGCUGCGCCCCGGUUUACCCAGUAACCAGGGUAGACAGCCGGGCUGCGCCAGAAGUCCCGCAGCUCGCCGCGGAUGUGGACGUUAUCCGGGCUUGAGCCGCCUCCUCAGUGUCUCGACGGCAGAGAGCCUGCGCGCCCAGAGGAGCUGGCGUGUGCACAUGUCCGGCGAAAGCUCCGGAGCGCCGCUAUCUGACGGGGGAGACGCCGGGACCUGACGUGCUCUCGGCUUUCUGCCGGGCUGCGCUGCGCUUUUGGAGACGAGGGGACGGGCGUGAGCACCGCUCCAGCUCCCCCGAGCCUUCAUGGAAACAAUGUCGCCUCAGCAGGACAGCGUUGGCCAGAGCCGUUCAGCGUCUCUCACCGGGGAAUCCAAAAUCUGCGCAGCGUCCGAGGGCAGAAAGAAAAUGAAGACUUUGGCCCAAAGGCGUCAGUCUGCACCUUCGCUGGUUAUCAGUAAAGCACUUAACAAGUCCAGAACAAUCUCCAGGGAAAGCUGCCUGUCUCCCAUCAGCCCAGACAGCUGUCCCCUGGUCCAGUCCUUCCUCUCUCCAGCACGAGUGUUUGUUAUGGAUGGACAUGUCCAGCUGAAGACCGGACUGCAGACACAGGAGAGACACCUCUUCCUCUUCAAUGACAUUCUGGUCAUCGCAAAGUCCAAGUCCACCUCACACUUCAAGCUGAAGAAUCGUGUCCGUCUCAGCGAGAUGUGGAUGGCGUCCUGCACGGAGGAGGUGUGUGAGGGCAGUACCAGCCCUGAGCGCUCGUUUGUCAUGGGCUGGCCAACCACGAACUGCGUGGCCACGUUCAGUUCCACAGAACAGAAGGAAAAAUGGCUUUCCUUUAUGAUGAGCCGAAUCAAAGAAGAAAAAGAAAAAGAUGAUCCCAAAACAAUCCCUUUAAAAAUAUUUCCUAAAGACAUCGGAAACUGUGCAUAUUCCAAGACUCUAGCAGUCGGCAACACCGACUCGGCCACUGAGGUCAUCAAGAUGGCCCUGCAGCAGUUCGGAAUUACGGGCUGUGUGAAAGACUACCGGCUGUGGGUGAGCUCAAGCAAGGAGGAUGCACCUUAUCCCCUGAUUGGACACGAAUAUCCAUUCAGCAUCAGAAUGAGUCACAUUCGAGAGCCCAUGUCCCAGUCACCCACAGCAGGAGGCAGGGGUGCCACUUCCCCUCCAGACCUGCAGGGGGCUCUGCUCCUGGAGCAGCUGCCUUCGGAGGCACCGUGCCAUUUCAUUCUGAAGUCCAGCCAUGCGGCCACGUGCCAGCAGUUAACAGAGCCCAGCCAAAAGCCCUUGAAGAGGAAGAGGUCGAUUAUAAACUGGGCCUUCUGGCGCGGCUCUGCCACCCAGCUUGACACCCUGCCUGUGUCUCCCACUUCCCCCAGCCCCGGGAGGCUGUUCGGUCUCCCGCUGAGUGCCGUCUGCGAGGACGACAGCCUGCCCAAGCCAGUCAUGGACAUGCUGUGCUUCCUGUUUCAAGAGGGGCCGUUCACAAGAGGCAUUCUCCGCCGCUCGGCCAACGCCAGGGCCUGCCGCGAGCUGAGGGACAAGCUGAACUCGGGAGAGGACGUGCUCUUGAGCCGGGAGUCGAUAUUCGUGACAGCAGCCGUGUUCAAGGACUUCCUGCGCAACAUUCCUGGCAGCCUGCUGUCGCUGGAGCUCUACGACAGGUGGGUCAGCGUGAUGGACCAGGGGCGUGACGAGCAGAGGAUCCGGGCCACGCAGAGCCUCAUGGAAGAACUUCCAAAAGAAAACAUGCUCCUGUUAAGGCACCUGUUCGGAGUCCUUCACUGCAUUGAGAAGAACUCUGCAGAGAAUCAGAUGAACGCGUUCAACCUGGCCGUGUGCAUCGCUCCCAGCAUGCUUUGGGCUCCUGCGCCAGCCAGCCCGGAGGGCGAAAGCGAAGGAACCAAGAAGGUCUCCAGCGUUGUGCAGUUUGUAAUAGAGAACUGUGACAAGAUCUUCGGGGAAGAUGUCACUGGCCUUUUUGGGAGUUUACCGCAGAAACGUGCCGGCAGUGAUCACGGCUCAGAUGCGUCCUACUUCCAGAUGAAUGACUCCUCUUACGACAGUCUGGAAAACGAGCUGAACGACGACGCGGACUCUCCCUUCCCGGAGCUGGGCAGGAAGGACAAGCAGGACAACCGCAGCAGGGACUCCGUCAUCACCCUGAGCGACGGCGACCUGGACCAGCCCGAAGCCGAGCCCGUCCGCCUCCGGCUGCCCCCCCUGACCCGGUCCAGGAAGCUGGCCCCCGCGGCCCGGCAGAGCCGGCCUGGCAGGGAGCCGCUGGAGACAGGCUCUCUGUACCCGAGGGGCGCCAGGAGACACCGCCGCUGCUCGGAGCCCACCCUCUGCCUCUUGCCGUCGGGCUCGGGCCCGCCGGGUGAGGAGCACGAGGCGGUGGUCCGGAAGGCCAGCUACGACGCCGUGAUCGCCGCAGACGAGGAGGGCUACGUGGAGCAGCUCCACGGCUUACAGCUGGAGAGGCGAGACUGCCGCCAAGGCACAGACGCAGACUCGGGACGGGCGGGCAAGGACAGGGGGGACUCGCGGAACCCUUCGCGCCUGAAGCUCAAACAGCCUCCCCCACUGAGGCUCAACCUCUGCCCCGCCACCAGCUGCUCCAGCCUGUCUUCGCCCGGCACGUCCCCGUCAGGCUCCUCCAUGAGCUCCCUGGACAGCGCCUUCUCCCAGUACUCCGACCACUCCGUCUUCACGCCCGCCGAGCCCUGCUUCCCGAGGGCCCAGGGCGAGCUAUCUCCGCGGUCUCCCAGCCUGCUGUCCCCCGUCCUGCGCUCCAGCCCCAAACCGGACAAGCUGAGACUGGCCGGCUGCCCCAAGGAGAGCUGCGAGUGGACGCUCCAGAGGAGCCCCCACAGCCUGCACCCCAACACGUGGCUGAAGAAAGACCGCAGCUGGUCCCUGUGCAAGAGAGAGCGGCGCUGCGCCGCAGAAGAAGAGGAAGAAGACGCAAACCGGAGCAAAAGCCCGCUUCCCAGCGAGACUCCUCGAGUUCCCCUGGAAGACGCUUGUCAGGAAGUUGGAAAAACAGCCAGAGAGCCAGCAGACGGGGGCACAAAAGAGCGGAGCAGGCCGCCGCCCUAUCAGGAGGCCAUACUGCAGAUUUAUCGGUCAAAGCCUCCAUUUUACCAGGCUAGACAAAAAGGUUUCUCUGUAAAGGACCUCAGGCCCCUGCAUGAGCAAGAGAGCAACAAGAGUGGUAGCCAGCAGACAGACGCUUCCCUGCAGCCCAGACUGCCAACCCUGAAAGUAGAGAGGAGUCCGGCUAGAGACGGUGAACUGGGACAGCUCCCUGAAGCUGUGUUCUAUGGGCAGGGUGUCUCCUUGUGUGUUCACCCCAUGAGGAGACAGCAGUCUCAGUCCUUCACCCUGGGCACCGAGCGCCCCAGAAGCCCGGCGCUGCGACGCUCCUCCGAGCCCGGUGUCGGCUCGCGUGGGGCGCCCUUCUCCUGGGAACCGGAGAGGCAGCACAGGCCUCUGCCCGCUAGAGAAAGCAAAGACCUGGCGGCCGGGGCUCUGCGGGGCCACAGGCUCAGGAUCUCCGACGUGGACGCGAGCAGCAGGGGCCUGGAUCCCGAUUCACAGCCCAGCUGUUGCCUUUCGCCCGCCGCCACCCAGGCGGUGAAGGAUUAUUUCUCCCAGACGGGUGGUGAGAACUGUUUGAAAAAGACUCAGGAAGUGACCCGUGCGGUCCUUCAGAGCAAGAGGGAGUGGCAGAGUAAGAGGUGCAGCGACCCCAAGUUCGAAGACUUUGAUCAGAUGCUCUUUGCUGAGGAAUCGUACGUGUGAAGGGGAAGGAAUCGCUCUGUACAGCUUUAUACGCGACAGGUCUGUGUUUCUGACUCUGGAAAUUCACUCUGUAUCAGCAAGUUGAUGCCCCUUCCAAAGCUUGAGUGUCUCAGUAAUGCAUAUGUAGGGGAUUCCCACAGUCAGCAGUCUGUAAUUUAUAUUUUCCAGUACGUUUCAGAUGGUCUCCCAAUGACAAGUGCACACAGGACCUGUUACCAAGAGUGUUUUGUGUUGUAUGCUUUGAAAGCACUGCACUUUUUUAUCACAGUUACGGAGAGAUGACAGAAAAUACAAUACUCAUUCCACUUUCUCGAACACUAUUAUUCCAGUUAUCAUAUUUAUUAAAUGUAUUAUAUAUGUUGUGUCGUACUCCACAACUAGAAUGUCUGUUAGUCCUAGUCAUCAAGAAGGAUCUUCAGUACUUUUAAAAUAAAUGCUUUUUGCAAAUAUAAAAUACGUCUUACUAUGUGUUUCGUUUUGGAUGCAAGGUUCCAUGUUCCAAGAUAGAAGGUAUUUUAUUUCAGACUGAGAACAGGAGGCACUUCUCCACUCAACGGCUGUUUGAGGGAGGAGUGGGGAACAAGCUGCCCGGCCGUGUGGUUGAAGCUCAUCCCCUGGCUUCUGUCAAGACACAGCUGGGUGAGAUCUUGGGAUCAAUGAGCUACUCACCACCUAACAGGCCAGAUGAGCCUACUGGCUUCUACCCAUUUGUAACCUUUCUUAAAUGUUGUAAAAUGCAACUGGGAAUUCUCUAUACUUGUUGUGACACAUGCCAGAGAGAAUGAAUACAAUCCCUGUUAAUAAAUACAGAUGUUAACAGUUACAUUUCAGACUUUAAAAUAGCAGGAAGAAAGACACAAACAUUUUCGGUCAAAACGCGAAACACUCCGCUGUUGACAUUCCAGUGUCGGGCAGUGUUUCCUGCUUGGCUCCCAGACACGUCUGCUGUGCCACAGAAGUAUCCACAGUAACACGGAGAAGGAGGUGAAGAUGUAAUCCUUUAAGUUGAUCUCGAACAUUCUGGCCAGGAGAAGGAGUUACAUCUACAAAUUACAUCGGGGAGGAGAGCAAAAGGCUUUAAAAUUCCUUUCGGAAUGGGGGCUUUGGGCAAAAAAAGAUCUUCUUCAUUAAGAGGGCAAAGUAAUUUCGAGCCUGCAAGGAUUUUGGCCUGUGUCUAAAUUACUACGAGAUGCUCUAUCUUAUUGAUAUGAGAAAUGUACUUAUUAAGCAACCAGGAAUUUGGGGAGUAGUCAUCUCACCACGCAGAGACUUUGCAGAGCAAAGAGCCGUCCUUAAACUGAUUAGGUUUUAUGUCUAUGAAUUAAGUACAUUACAGUAGAAAUAUGUAAUCUGAAGAAUUUAGUUUUUUUAAAAAAAUUUUAGACAUCUGUACACAUACUGUAUACUGUAAUGACGGUGUGAUUGUUUUUUAAAAAAACAUUUUGACAUUUAAGGUUGUUAAAUCACCGCUGCCAUAAUCAUCUGAAACUAUAUGAUUUUGAUAUAGAAGAGCCCCAAAAUUAUAUAUAUAUAAAUCUAUUAUUUUAGGAGAAAAUGUUUAUAAUGCUGUAUGUACACUAUUUAUAAAAUGAUACUAUAAAAUGCGUAGCUGUAUAAGCUGUAAGAACUGAAUGUGUAUAUUUGUAAAUGUCAAUCAUGCUGCUGUCUCUUAAAAGUAUAUUUGCUAAAAAGUGCACUAUUUCUAUAUUGUGGAAUUCUUUUGUCAUGCAUAUGAAAUAAAGUAUCACA